UAAGCCCAUAUGUGUCUGGGCACAUUGUUUUUCGCCAUUGUAAAUUGCCGUGAAAAUUUAGCUUUUCAUUGUCGUGUAAGAGUUGGAGGACACACUGCGAAUAAAACGUGUUCUACUACAACUGAUUAGUCUGCCCUUUCUUUCAAGAACCAAUGCGUGGGGUAGCCGUUUAAGGCAGCAGACGACAGCCAUUUAUUCGCAGUCCUAGGGCGACUGCAGGGGCAACUUGCGCUGGAAUGACGGUUUAGAAGGCCAGCUAGAGAGUUGGCGGAGCUGGAGUGACGGUUAAGACGGCCAGCGAGGAGGAUUUGUGUGAGCGCAGCCAGCGCUACGUACCGGCAGAGGAGUCGCAGCCAGCGACAGUGGCGUCGCAGUCAGCGACAUAGAGGGACGCAGCCAGCGUCGAACGCCGGUACGAACGGGUCGCAGCCAGCGACAAGGAGACGCAAGAAGCGUCAUUUGUGGGGACCGCGGCCAGCGGUCAGAAGGCGCAAGGAGCGCCAAGCAUCCGUGGCCGCAGCCAGCGGAGUUCAGUACCGGAUGUGAACCAGCCCCUCGCGUUGGAACUCAUGGAGAGGAUCGCAGCGUUGGAGAGGGAGCUGGAGAAGGCUAGAUCCCUGGAAAGUGUGAGCACCGCCAAUUGCGCGCCAAUCGCAGUUGGCCCAAGCGCAGUUGGCGCCAACAGUGGAGCGUCGGGGCGGCCGCCAUUUUGGAGCGGCCAGCCAAUACCCACAUCAAACGGAGAGGCCUUACAUAACGGGGUCGGGUCGGUGCCAUACAACGGUGACGGUGCGAGCGGUGCGGCCUGCACGCUGCCGCCAUCUUCGAGUGGACCGCCAUUGCUAACGACUAGCAACUAUUUUGUGGAGCCACUGUGUGCAACAGGCACUGCGCAGCCAGCGGAUGGACUCGUGCUACCGGGCGUGAGCAUCCACAAUGCGGCAACAGCAUCGCCACUUGUCGGAUCCUACGCCGCGACGACGCCGAGUGGAAUCCAGGGAGCAUAUGGGCCAAGGAAGCUUCCGGACUUGCCUAUAUUUGGAGGGCAGCCCGAGGAGUGGCCGAUCUUCAGCUGUGCGUUCGUGGAGACGACCCGAGCGUACAACUGCACGGACCUGGAGAACAACCAGAGGUUGUUGAAGGCGCUGAAGGAUGAAGCGCGCGAGGCAGUGAAGGCGCUAUUGAUUCAUCCAGGGAAUGUCAGCGCCGUGAUGGAGCAGCUGCGCUUUAGGUUCGGCCGACCGGAGCAGCUUAUACGCAGCCAGCUCAACAACGUGCGAGAGGUGCAGCCAAUUUCGGAGCACAAUUUGGCGAAGAUCAUUCCCUUCGCAACCCGAGUGAGUAACCUCGCUGCCUUCUUGCAGUCAGCGAAGGCGGAGCAGCACCUGGGGAACCCAACCCUCAUGGAGGAGCUUGUGGCCAAGCUGCCAACGAGCAAGCGAGUGGACUGGGCCAGGCAUGCUGCAACGAUUGCGCCCUUUCCCACUGUAGUCCACUUCAGCGCGUGGCUACAGGAGUACGCAAACGUGGUGUGCACGGUUUUGGACGUCGAGGUAAAGGAGCCGAGGCGUCGACUUCUACAUGCAAGCGUCGACCAUAAUGAAUGCGAUCAACAGGAUGAUCGGCAUGGAGGUUGUCCCAUCUAUGGAGGACAGCAUGGAAUAUUGAACUGCAGAGAAUUUAUUGGAGCUUCGCCACAGAAAAGGUGGAGCAAUGUGAAGAGGCAUCGGCUCUGCUUCAAUUGCCUGCGAAGCGGGCACACGGCUAGAUCCUGCUAUACGCAAGGUGAGUGCCAGAUUAAUGGAUGCCGAAGGGAGCAUCACCGUCUGCUACAUGGUGCGGACGAGGAGCGAAGGCCGCUGCAGCGAGGUGGUUUCAGACGCCACGAAGGGAACCAGCAGCCAGCAGUUUCCAGACGCAGCACGGCCAGGAGGCCUUCGCUACGAGAUGGUUACAGGGACCAGGAGAGGAACCGGCAGCCAGCCGUUCCCAGCAACAGCCUGGAUAGAGGAGCUCAGCGUGAAGUGCGAAGACGAGUGGCGGAGAUUUUGGAGUCGUCGAAGGUUUCCCAAUGGAGAUGGGUGCCUACAGCCGACAAUGCGGCUGAUGAUGCGACGCGGUCGCAGAAAGGAGUCGACCUUAGUCAGGAAUCAAGGUGGCUAAGAGGACCUGCAUUUUUGAGGCAGCCAGCAGCCAGCUGGCCGGGGCCUGAGGAAGGAACUGAGCGUGUUCCAGAUGCCCCUGAUGAAGAAGAGAUGCCCAGUGAGUUUACAUUAGUUGCGGCAGACGAUUUUGUUAUUCCGUUUCAGAGAUUCUCGAGCUUCAGUCGCCUGGUGAGGACCACAGCCGGGGUCCUACGGUUUGCGCGCUGGUGCCGCAAACAGCGAAACGAGCUCGAGGAAUACGGCCUUACGGCCGCGGAGAACCUGUUGGUCAGACAGGCACAAUUGGAGUCGUUCCCCGAAGAGAUGAGGUCGGCGGAAACUGGACAGGACGUCGCUAGAUCGAGCGACAUUCGAGGGUUGGUGCCCUACCUAGACGAGGACGGGAUUCUGCGAGCUUACGGCAGAAUUGAUGCCGCACUGUUCAUGCCGUACAGUGCGAGGAGGCCCGUAUUACUGUCACACAGGCACAGUCUGACAGAGCUGACUGUGAGAGACUUCCACGCCAGGAUGAAGCAUCAAAAUGUGGAUGCUACGAUUGCGGAGAUCCGGACUAAGUUCUGGGUCACAAAGAUGAGGCGUGUGAUGCGGAGAGUCAUCUCAUCGUGCAACGAGUGCAAGUUGCAGCGAGCGCGGCCGAUGCCGCCGAUGGGUGGAUGGCCAUUCAAAUACACAGGACUGGACUACUUUGGGCCACUGCUGGUGACUGUGUCCCGUCACAGGGAGAAGCGUUGGGUCGCCUUGAGCUAGCGCAUGACCUGU
This is a messenger RNA of Drosophila santomea, 2924 nucleotides long. RefSeq lists its product as uncharacterized. The record is from RefSeq and is a predicted model, not a curated record. The transcript is spliced from 2 exons. Gene Ontology annotation, molecular function: nucleic acid binding; zinc ion binding. Bases 570 to 2912 code for a protein of 780 amino acids. NCBI's taxonomy places the organism in Eukaryota, Metazoa, Arthropoda, Insecta, Diptera, Drosophilidae.